Molecule: messenger RNA, 4455 nt
Organism: Trematomus bernacchii (emerald rockcod)
Lineage: Eukaryota; Metazoa; Chordata; Actinopteri; Perciformes; Nototheniidae
Product: spindlin-W-like
Exons: 5
Coding region: 357-1064 (235 amino acids)
Biological process (GO): gamete generation
Source: RefSeq, a predicted model, not a curated record
UGUGUACCUUUUCAUGUCUAUCAUGCGCUAUAAUACCGUAAUGACGCUAUUUCCGAAAACACUCGAACGCAGCAUGCAGCACAACACCUGUGUAACUCCGGUUGUUAAAAAAAGUCCACAUCAUUGUCAUUAAAACACCAUUUCCCAGCGUUCAUUGCGCGAGUGUUGCUGUCUUUCUCUGUGGUCGUGGCAACCGAAGGCUCCCUGGGAACUAGAGUCUCGUCUCCGCAUCUCCCAUUUUCCACAGGUUUCGCGAGAUUUACAUAGGCGGGCUGGUGUGUGGCAGCAUUUCCCUGCCAGACGAACUGAACAAUACUGAUAUGAAAUCUGCGUAAAGCCUUUGACUUUCUGGAGGCAUGUCCAAGAAAAGAGGCAGAAAGCGGAGUAGCGGGGAGCUGAGUGACACAUUGACCCCGGAUCCGAACAGCAUUCUGGGAGUCCGCAUUCAGCAUAACUGGCGUGAGAAGGGGAACCAGAGCAAAUGGAAGGGAACGGUACUGGACAGGUUGAGUGUGAACACUUCUCUCUUCAUGGUGAAGUAUGACGGCUUCGACUGCGUCUAUGGCAUCGAGCUGUUCAAGGACGAGAGAGUGUCGAACCUGCAGGUCCUGUCAGAAAAAGUUGUAAACAACAAGAUCAAGAUGCCACCAGGGGCGGAGGAGCUGGUGGGCAAAGCUGUGGAGCAUCUGUUUGAAAAGGAGGAUGGAGAGAAGAACGAGUGGAGAGGCAUGGUCCUCUCCAGAGCUCCCAUCAUGACCAACUGGUAUUAUAUCACUUAUGAAAAGGACCCCGUGCUUUAUAUGUACCAGCUGUGGGACGACUAUGCUGACGGAGACCUCAGGAUUCUGCCUGAAGCAGAAAACAAACACCUGUUGCCUGCAGACAGGAAGCCCGGAGAAGAGACGGAGAGUCUGGUGGGGAAACAGGUGGAGUAUGUUACUGACAAAGGUGUGAAGAGAACAGGCCUGGUCAUCUACCAGGUCCCAGCCAAGCCCUCUGUCUACUAUAUCAAAUAUGAUGAUGACUUUCAUAUCCAUGUCUAUGACCUGGUGAAAACCACCUAGGCAUAGUGGACACUUUAUCUCACUCUCCAGCCUCCCUCCAUCUGCGUCUGUUCCACUCAUCGUUAUAAUCUGUUAUCCAAAGCCAUGGCAGGGUUGAAUAGUUAAAACGCUUUAUUGUUCAGAAGAAAGUGCAAUCUGUUUUUCAUAUGCACAGCAGAACUGUAGCACCGCUAUGCUCGGCUAUCGCAAGGAGAUGGAGUCAACUUGUUUUUAUUGUUGCUGCUCUGCAUUUUUAUUUAAGGUUGGACAGUUCAGGAUGGCCCAACAGCUGCAAAGAGGGCAGUUGAUUUCUGCAUUUUGUUUUGUUUUUCCUUGAGAUGUUCGCUAAUCUGUCCUUGGAGUAAUUAUCCUAAUUAAAUCAAAGUGUGACUAAAAAGCUGCUCAAAAUAUUCCUAUGAAGACACUUUUCUUUGGAUCUACUAAAUAGCUAGUAAGCACGAUAUACACAUAACGUUUGGGAUAGACACAUUCCACUGAGGCAUUUAUUAAAUUAAAUGGGUAGAUGAAUAUGUGUAUUGUAUUAAUCUAACAAUAUUAUACAAUUAUUGUUAAUAAUGGUAGGAAUGACUGAUAUCAGCAUUGUAAAAGAGGUCCCUUAUAUUUACAAAAGCCUUUUAGAUUAAUUAUGCUUUGUGUAAAGAUUCUCCUGCACCGUUGCACCAUAUUUAGCAAGUUAUAAGAUACUUUGCACUGGUGGAAAAGACACAGUUUGCCAAAUUCUCAUAUAAAUUAGAUCCCACACAAAUCAUAAAGUGCCUUCCGGCUUGUCAUUUUGCAAUAUUGUAAAUACUAUAUCUCCACCAUCUACGCCCUUAUUAAAUCAUUGCGUAUGAAGGCUGCUAUUUGGAUUUCAUUCAGAUGUAAGGACACUGACAGCUUGAGGAAAGUUUUGCAACCAUCAGUUUAUGAGUGCUGUGUUUUGCUGUUAAUGCAGUAUCAAAUGUUCUUUAAAUAUUACACACUUCAUUGGUUGUAUAAGCUCACUGUUGAUCUUCGGGGAGCACUUUAUUGUAUAAAGUUUACAUGUUUAGGUUAUAGUACGCUAUACACAGUUGUGGUCGGAAGUUUACAUACACUUGUAAAGAACAUGUAUUUCAUGACAGUCUUGACUUUUCAAUAAUUUCUACAACUCUUAUUUUUCUAUGAUAGAGUAAUUGGAGCACAUACUACUUUGUCACAAAACAAAAAUCAUGAAGUUUGGUUCUUUUAUUAAUUUAUAAUGGGUUUUCUGAAAAUGUGAUCAAAUCUGCUGGGUCAAAAAUAUACUUACAGCAACAUGAAUUAUCAAUUUUUGGGAUGUAGAAAGUUGUUUUAAAUUAACUUUGUGACAUGGCCUCUUAACUUCUUGUGAGUGAUUAUAAUUGACUAUAGCUGGUACCCCAUUUAAAUAGGGUUCAUAUGAUACAAUCGUUAGACUCAUCCACAAUGGAAAGGUCAAAGGAGCCUCAGCAUGGAUCUGAAAAAGCGGAUCAUUGACUUCAACAAGUCAGGAAAGUCACUUGUAGCCAUUUCAAAGCAGCUACAGGUCCCAAGAUCAACUGUGCACACAAUUGUUUGUAGGUAUAAAGUGCAUGGCACAGUUGCGUCACUGCCAUUAUCAGGAAGAAAACGCAAGCCAUCACCUGCUACGGAGAGAAAAAUGGUCAAGAGUCAACAGAGUACCAUUAAAAAGCAGGUCUGCAAUGAAUUAGAAGCUGCUGGAACACAGGUGUCAGUGUCCACAGUCAAGCGUGUUUUACAUCACUAUGGGCUGAGAGGCUGCCGUGCAGGAAGGAAGCCCUCGCUCCAGAAGCGGCACAUUGAGGCUCGACUGAAGUUUGCUGCUGAUCAAAUGGACGAAGAAACGGCCUUCUAGAGUAAAGAGGAAACACAAAUGUAUCUGUUUGGCCACAAUUACCAGCAAUAUGUUGGAGGAGAGAAGGUGAGGCCUUUAACCCCAACAUCACCAUGCCUACCAUCAAGCAUGGUGGUGCUACUAUUAUGUGCUGAGCAUGUUUUGCUGCCAAUGGAACUGGUGCUUUUCCUAAAGUCAAUGGAAUAAUGAAGAGGAUUACCUCCAAAUUAUUUAGGAGAACCUAAAAUCAUCGGCCAGAAGGUUGGGCGCUCCAACAGGACAAUGACUGCAGACACACAUACAAAGUGGAAAGGAAUGGCUAAAUCAGGCUAGAAUUAAGGUUUUAGAAUGGCUUCCCAAUGUCCCGACUUAAACCUGACUGAGAACAUGUGGACAGUGCUGAAGAAACAAAUCCAUGUCAGAAAGCCAACUAAUUUAGCUGAAAUGCACCAAUUCUGUCAAGAGGAGGGGUCAAAGAUUCAACCAGAAGCUUGUGGAUGGCUACCAAAAGCGCCUAAUUGAGGUGAAAAUGGCCAAGGGAAAUGUUACCAAUUUUUUUCGUUGUUGUAUGUAUAUUUUUAACUCAGCAGAUUUGAUCACAUUUUCAGAAGACUCAUUAGAAAUUCAUAAAAUAACCAAACUUCAUGAUUUUUGUUUUGUGUAUGUGCUCCAAUCACUCUAUCACAGAAAAAUAAGAGUUGUAGAAAUUAUUGAAAAGUCAAGACUGUCAUGAAAUACAUGUUCUUUACAAGUGUAUGUACACUUUUGACCACAACUGUAGUUUCCCCAAAAUGCUUUUUCCUUCAGAGAAAAUGUGGCGGAAUAAAUGCUUUAUAUCAUACGCAUGGAAGAAAAAAAGAAAAAUGUGUUGCAAUAUGUUCAAAUGACAGUAUUCAAUAUGUAAGACUUGUGUAAAAUGCCUUGUAAUGUUGCUUGUAGUGGUUACUCUCAUUUAUAUAAAUUUCUCAUCCAAACAACACCAGCUUUUAGUGAAAGGGUUGUUUAUUUCCAAAAAUGAUAACAGGUAUAUUCAACUGAAAAAAUAAGUUUGUUGACAGCAACUCACUAACUCUGGUUAUAGGCUUUAUAACUUUGUCUCUUGCCAACAUGUAUGCUUGCAAAAUUGGUCUCAUCCACACUUUUUCAGUUGUUGAAUUGGUCUAGCCCCGUCAGUCUUCUUCAAGUGUAUCCCUCAGUUAACUAGUCAAUCAGUGGUUUAACUGUUCCUGUUAUUUUUAGCUUUCAAAACACUGCAUGCAUUAUCUGAUCAGAGUGUCUGGAGAUAUUUAAACCUUAUUUUGACAGUAGGGAAGUGACAAUGUGUGGCAGAAUAGGUACCGUUAGUUUAACCUACAUUGAAAAAAAAAAAGGUUCUCACUGUACAUCACCACUAGUGGUGCUGUGUAGUGUUUCUGUGUUGUGUAAAGUGGAGUUACAAAUGACUGUAAGCGCUAUUCUUUAUGCUUUAAAUCACCUCCUGUUCCAAGAUGUAGCAGCAUCAACAGGCAAUUUGUGUCGUUAUUAUUCUGUCAUGAGUAAUAAAGAUUUUUGCACAUU